Molecule: messenger RNA, 3024 nt
Organism: Acanthoscelides obtectus
Lineage: Eukaryota; Metazoa; Arthropoda; Insecta; Coleoptera; Chrysomelidae
Source: the annotation of a GenBank genome assembly
AAUAAAUACAUUAUAAAAAUGAACAGGUAAUGUAAAAUGAUCCAUUCUAGUUCUGAUGCUUCGUGAAUCGUUAGUGAAGUGAACAGCUAAAAGGAUGUAUUUGAAAAUGUUGAUCGUCCUUUUCCUAGGUUCUGGAUCUACAGCUUCAGCUUCGGUAAAACAAUUCCUUGGCAAGGCGGGCUUACCGUUGAAACACACAGUCAUCAGUGAAGCUACAAGAUCUUUUGAAAAUAUAAAGAGAGGUCUAUCCAACACCGGUAACAAGAUUAUCCAACGAGAUUGCUUGAACAAGACGCAGGAUACAAACCCAUUUAACAAAGAAGUAGAAGGUGAGAAACGUAACUCCAAUGAUGCUGAUUGGCAACGGUUCAUUGAUGUACGCAUAGGAAAAACUUACGAAGAUCAUGUAAAGGGUAUACCAAAUGAGGAUAGUAUCAAGGAACAUGCUACUCUAAAUUCAGCAUAUACUUCAGAUGGGAAUGCAGCGACAACCAUAUCGGAAGCAAAUAUAUCGGAAAUUAAAGAUGAAAAUCAAUCCCAGCUCCCCCAAAUGGCGGAAGAAACACUGCUCACAGACGAAAGAAGUAGCCACGCUGUGCCAAACUUAAAUUCUCGUCACAUAUUUGACGAUGACCUGUCUAAACUGCCGCUUCUUGUGAACAUAUUAAAUGGAACACCCAAUAAGCUUAAAGAAAUACCAUUCCUGGAUACCGAAGUGCCAAUUAUUCCCGGACAACAAGGCUCAUCUAGAAUACUGAUCCCAACCAAUGAUGAAUCUGUUAUCCAGCAGACUGUCAAAUACUCGAAAAAGCAUACUACAACUUCUGAGUCAGCUGAGCAUCGAAGCAUUAGAGUGAAUAAGUCAAGAGUCCCACAUGCGCAUCACUUAUUAAAAGACAACGAUGUCCAUCAUAGCCAUACUUCUGCAGAAGGAUCUUUAAAUCCUGGACAAAGUAUUCUUCAACAUCUAGACUUUGCCCAGAUGCUGACACCAGUUGUAGAAGAAUCGGUGUCUCAACAAAAUCAGAGAAUAAUAGGAAAUUCUAUUAGGAAGGAUACUUCAUAUUCAGGUUUAUCUGAAUAUAAAAGCGAUGUAGUUCAGAAAUUAACAACUCCAGAGAUUUCAACGGCACACCACGAAUCAAUAGGUAACCAUGGUGAAAGUGUAGGAAUAGAGAGAGGCAUCCAUGGCUACCCUUUUCUUCAACCAACAGGACUACAUCCCAGUUCCAUGCAAGGUGUUCCUCAACAACUUAGUAUUGCCCAAAUACUGACACCAUAUGUGAAGGAAUCGCUAUCUCAACAAGACCAACAGAAAAUAGUUGAGAAUUAUAUUAGGAAGGACACUGCAUCUUCAGGAUUAUCUGGAUACCAAAGCAAUGUAGUUCAGGAAUUAACCAUUCCACAUGCUUCAUCGGCACAUCACACAUCAAUAAGUAAUCAUGGUGAAACUGUGAGAACAGAUAGAGACAGUUUCUACAUUCAAAGCUACCCAGUUCUUCAACCAACAGUUAUUACUUCAUCCGGAUUAUAUUCCAGUGCUGUACAAGGUGUUCCUCAACAACUUAAAAUACUGUCACCAGCCGUGGAGGAAUCACUGUCUCAACAAAACCAACACAGAGUAGUUGGAAAUUCUAUUAGGAAGGAUACCCUAUCUUCAGGCUUGUCUGGAUACCGAAGCAAUGUAGUUCAGAAAUUAACCAUUCCUACGUAUCCAGAGGUACACCACACGUUAACAGGUAUUCAUGGUGAAAGUGCAGAAAUAGAUGGACACAGUACGUAUACCCAAGAUUAUUCAGCUCUUCAGCCGUCAAGAGGUAUUACUGCUUCAGUAGUGUAUUCAGGCUCUGUAAAAAGUAUUCCUCAACAACUAGGUAAUGCCCAAAUACUGCCGUCAAUAGUUGGACAACAAACGAAUCGAGACUCUUGGAAGGAUGCUACACCUUCAGAAUUGUUUGGACAUCAAAGCUCGACUAUCAAUAGACAGACCAUUUCUCAACCUCCAAAUGUACAGCACUCGUCAAAAUGCAACCCUGGAGGAAGGUGUGUGGGACAGCAGCUACAUCAAGAAGUUGUUACAUCCAUGGGAUCUUUAGGAGCCAUUGGCCAAACUUUGUAUACCUACGGCCAACCAGUUAUCCGUCCAGUUAUUGAAGUGCCUCAGCAAACCGUACAACAGACUACAAAAUAUACUGGACAUAAUACGUUUUCUUCAGGAUUUGGAGAUAUGAGCUCUACAGCCCAGAAGUCGUCCUUUUCUCAAGAGUCACAGCAUCAACACAUAUCAUCAAGCAGUCAUGGAGGAAGUCAACAUCUUCAGAAUCAGCAACUCCAUACAGCAGGACCAGAUAUACAUCACCCAUGUAAUCAUAACCACCAUGCUAUUGGACCGAUGGCUCAACAUCCUCCUGAAGUUAAGGUUACCAGGAAUGUAGAAUACCAUGGGUUAAUCAUACCAAGCCAUAUAAACUUACGACGGCAAUUUACACCAAUCAACGCACUUUGGGAUACAUAUUUGUUACUCAAGGAUCAGCAUAUCCCGCUAGUCGCAUAUAACCUACACAAUGGUGUAGUGCAUCAAGGAUUUCUACACAACAGAGGGAAUUUUCCUGAAUCUGAAGUUUCUUCGACUGAGUUGCCUUCAACUGGCACUGGCUCUCCCCAUAGGGUAUUUCUAUCAAAUAGAGGGUCCUUGCGUGAAUCUGAUGUUUCUUCUACUUCUUCUCCACAUCAGAGAUCACUACAUAACGCUACAUCUUUUCCUGAAUCAGACGUUUCUUCAAGUGAGUUUUCUUCCUCUACAAUAAAGAUUUCUAUGGAGAAGGGUGAAUCUAAGGGAGAUUUGACGGAAGAAGUUCCAAUGGCGCAGACUGUUUCGACAACAGAAGAGGCUACAGGAAGAAAUAUGCAGGGUCUUGUUGCAGAUGAGCAUGGAGAGAAUGGACAAAAUCAACACAUCACCGUAGCGCCCAGGAGCGAUGCUGAAGAAGCGGUUAGGAUUAUCUUUAGAGAAGACAAAUAAAU